Closterium sp. Naga37s-1 is the source of this 4590-nucleotide messenger RNA. The record is from the annotation of a GenBank genome assembly. Lineage: Eukaryota; Viridiplantae; Streptophyta; Zygnematophyceae; Desmidiales; Closteriaceae.
AUGGAGGCCAGCGUAACGCCAGCAUGGAAGGCGCAAGCGCGUACACACGCGACCGCCAUUUCCACCGCUUCCACCGCCAACUCCUCCCUCGCGGCUUCAGCUUACGUGUCUUCCGCCUUGCCGAAGGCGCACCACCACCACAGCCAACGACGCGCCGGCUUUCUCUGCCCGCGCUCGCGGAUCGUUUAUAUGCGCGCCCCGUUUACGCGGCCACACAGGCGGCAGGUUCCUAGCGUGCUCGUGCCUUCGCGGUCGGGGAGGCGCGGCCGCGGAGACGGCCUUAAAUGCGAUGUGUUAGUGCCUGGGUGUCCUUCUCCCGGCGAGCUGAGUGAAGGGGAGGGGGAGAAUUCGCGCGGACCGGACGGGCUCCGGUGGAGGCGCGGGCAGAGGGGCUCGGCGCGCAGCGAGAAUUUGGCGGUGGAGCAGCAGGCGGAAGAAAAACCUGAUAACUGGGAUUUUGUUGGGUCGAGUGGCGAUUCUUCGGGUUCUGGAGACGAGGGUUCGAAUCCUCACGAGUUCACAUUUUCGGCGGAGAACAGUGUGAUGGUGGACCAAGUGCGAAUGCUGCAGCACAUUCAUUCCUGCACGCACGCGGAAGAUGAGGUUGCGGGGGGGGAUGCGCGGGGGAUAAUGCGCGCGACCGCGGGGGGGAUGAAGCCGCGUGUGCUGAAAGCGAGCACGCCGAUUCGCGAUAUCUAUAAGUCGGAAGGUCCUAUCGACGAGGACGUGGUGUGCAUGCAGGCUGAUUGGCCGCUGACGUGGACGCACAUCACGCUGGCGACCGGCGUGUCCGUGGGUUCCGGGAUCGCGGGGCCGGAGGACGUGACGAUGCUGACUCAGGCGACAACUUGCACCGCCAUUCUAUGCUUGCAGGGCGAGGAGUCCUUGGAGUCGUUUGGAGUUGGCUGGACAUCCGUUCAGGAGCAGGCGGAGCAGUGCGAUGUAGCCAUGUUCCGCGUUCCCGUGCCGGAGUUCGACCAGCAGAAACAGGUUGCGGGGAUGGUGGAGGCGGUGCGACUCCUAGCAUCGCUGCUGGUGACAGGUCACAGGGUCCACGUGGCAUGCGCUACAGGGAAGAACUGCAGCCCGCUGGUCGUGCUCGGCUACCUGACGUUCUUCCAGGGUCUAGCAUGGAGCGAAGCCAAGGCCAUGAUCGCCGACAGCGUCCCAUCCGCCGACCCGUCGCACGAGGCGUGGGAACAGGCGCGUCUCGUUCUGUCAGCAGCGGACGGGGUGGGCGCGCACAGGAUGACAGAGCUAGCAGAGGAGCAGUACCAGCGCCGCAUAGAGCAGGGCGCGGGCGCGGAGGGCGGGGGGCAGACGGCAAGGGACGACUGGGAGGAGGCGCAGAGGCGACUCAUCACUGAGACUCUGCAGCACAGGGUGUCCGCUGACGUCAGCAUCUCGCAAUCCCUCUCCAAGGCGGCAUCUCGCCAGGCGUCAACUCCCAAGCCAAGGGAGGUGCAGAGCUUCACUCCCAUGGUCGACUCGCAGAUACUGCCUCCCCUGGAUACGCCCUUCCAGCAGCCGCACAUUCUCGAUUCGGUCUACUCGUUUGUCAAUGACCACCACUCUCACGCAUGGCCCCUCGCUUUUGCGGAGGUUGUACUGGGGGAGGGUGUGCUGGGGGAGGUGUCAUCUGGAGUGGAGGAGCGCAUCGCACUGCUAGAGCAGAAGCACCUUGCUGCCAUGGCUGCUGCUAGGUCUGCUACAGAACAGGAGUGCAGUGCAUUGCUGGAGCAGAAGCACCUGGCGGCCAUGGCUGCUGCUCGGUCCGCCACAGAACAGGGUGUGCUGGGGGAGGUGUCAUCUGGCGUGGAGGAGCGCAUUGCACUGCUGGAGCAGAAGCACCUGGCAGCCAUGGCUGCUGCUCGGUCCGCCACAGAGCAGGUGCGUUUCUUCAUGCAGCACGUGAGUGAGUUGAGGGAGAGCGAGACAGCAGCUGCAGCAACGACACCUCACGUGAGUGAGCUGAGGGAGAGCGAGACAGCAGCGCGCAUGGAGGCAGCAGCAGCACACGAGCGCAUCGCCCUGCUCACCGCCCAGGAGCGAGAGAGGGAGCUUUUAUCGGCCCACGAAGCAGCAGAGGCGAAAGCACAGGCAGCGGAAGAGCGGGCGGCGGACUUAGCUAACAGAAUCGCUCAGAUGGAAGAGAUGGAAGCAGCAGCUAAGGAAGCAGCGGCGGUGGCUUUGGAGCGCAUGCAAGCACUGGCCGAACAGGUGAAGGAACUUUCCGAGAAGGAGCGCGCGGCCACCGCGCGGAUGGGCGAGAUGGAGACGAGCCUGGAGGAAGCUUCCGAGAAAGCGGCGGCGGAUCACGACCUGAUGGUGAAGCUGGAAGACCGGGCAGAACGGGCAGAAAAAGAAGCGAGGAAAGCGCAAGAGGCGCUAGGGGCAGCGAACGAGCGGGUGAAAUUCUUCUUCCGGGUGAUGAGAGGGCUCCGGGAUAGGGAGAGAGCAGCAAAAGAAGCUAUGCAUGCUGCGACAGACAGGCUCGAGGCUGCUGUGACUGAAGCGGAGAAUCUCCGGAGGAAGGAUGAGUUGAUGCGAGAGGCGUGGGCGGUGGCUAGUGAGAGGAUUGAGCUGCUGACGCGGCAGGUGCAGCAGGUGGAGGGGCUGAAAAUGGAGGUGAAGCGAGAGGCGGUUGAUGCUGCAAAGGUGUUUUUGCAUGAGAGUGAUGAGCACAGGCUAAUGGCUGCUAGGGAGGAGUUGAGUGCGGCGGAGGAGAGAGAGAGGAUGUUGCAGGCGCAGUUGGAGAGGCUGGGUGCUGAGCUGGCAGCGGCACGCGAUGACAUGGCGGAGCGGGACGCCAGGCUGGCGGCGGUGGCUGCUGAGGUGGCGGAGAGGGAGCGGGCGGUGGAUGAGAGCCGGGUGGUAAUUGGGGCGGCGGAGAAGAGGAUUAAGGAGCUGGAGGAGCAGGUGGGGGUGGCGGAGGAGAGGGAGAGGAAAGCCAAGAGGGAGGCUGAGGAGGCAGAGGCGGUACUAGCUGCUGCUCUGGCUGCUGCCGAGACAAAAGACCGAGAAUACACUGUCUUGGAGGCGUCUCAGAAGACUGCUUUAGCUGCAGCAGCAGGGGCUGUCACUGCCACUGCUACUACCACUGCCGCCGCUGCUGCUGGUGGUGUAGCUGGUGCCAGCAGUGCUGCUGGUGCAGCAGCGAGCGGUGCAGCAGACCAGCUAAUAGCUCGGCUGCAAUCCCAAGUGGCUGCCAUGUCUAGUGAGCUUGAGGGGGCCCGCUACGCCGCUGCUGCUGCGAGCGAACGGAGUGCCUUCCUCAUGCGACAAGUGGCUCGGCUGAAAGGAACUGCUGCUGCUGAUGCUGUGACUCGGUCCCAGGGGGGUUCAGGAGGGAAAGGGGAAGGGUCGAGCUCGAAACACAAGGUGGCGGCUUUAGAGGUGGAGAUUCGGGCACUGGAGAAACGUGAACGGGCAGCUCUGGCAGAAGCAGAGGAUGAGAAGGCCCGGGUGCGGGAGCUUGCAGCGCAGGUCGGGCAGCUGGAAAGCAAGGAGCGGGCAGCCCGGGAAAAACUCCAGUCCUCGCAGGACCGGGUGGGGUUCUUCCUGCGGCAAGCGGUGGAGCUGAGGGAAAGGGAGGGCGCGAGUAAGAGUGCGCUAAAAGCGACUUUUAAGAAAGUGGAGGGGUUGUCGCACCAGGUGGGGCUGUUGCAGGGGGAGUUGGUGCGGGCGAGCAAGGAGUCUGGCAAGUCUACAGAUGCUGUGGAGAGGCUGCAGCUGCUGACCAUGGAGCUGAAAGAAAAGAUCCAUGAGACUUCUCGAGUGGCCAGCAGCAUCAAGAAGAGCCCUGGCUUGUCUAGAAUCAAUGGAUCAGAACGGAACGGGGCAGGGCUUAGUGUGCUCCAGGCUCCUGAGCUCAGUUCUUCUGAUGCUUCUGCUACUGCUAACGGUGCUGCUAGUAGCAGUGUGGCAAUCAAUGGUGUCGCCUCAAAAGCUGUGAAAGGGGAGAAGGAGAAGGAGAAGGAGAAGAAGGAUGAUGACAGUGAUGACUUCCCUGGAGGGUCAGGCAGCGGGGGAGGAGGAGGGGUCGGGGGAAGAGGGGUGUCCGCGCAAGGGAAGGCGAGCAGCAGUGGCUCAAAGGCAGCUUCUCCCUCCUUUGCCUCCCGCCAAACCGCCCUCGCCUCCGUGGCGGCCUCCCAUUGGCCGUUCCAAUCUCUUCAACUGCCCGUUUACGCUGCCCCAGUCAGUGCCCCUCUUGGCCUAAAAAAAAGGGGAGGGAAAGCCAAGGACGGGAAGGGAGGAGAUGAAGCCGGGUGGUGGUCGGACCAAUCCCAGUCCCUGAAAGCAGAUGUUGCUUCUCCUGCUGCCCUCUCUCCCGCUUCACCCACCUCUCCUCUGGAUUCGUUUCGAAAAGCCCUCACCUCAUUGGCUCUCCCCAUCCCCUUCCACCAACUGGGUAUGAGGAAGAGGGGGUCUGCCGACCCUGUAGCAGGAGAGCCUGCGCCAGAAGGACCUUCCCCAGGUAAUGCCGAAGGUGCUGGCCGGAGGGAAGGGGGUGAGUGGGGAUGGGUGGCUGCGGCUGUGCUGGUGCUCCUGCCCCUGCUGCUGGGUCCUAGUGACGCCCUGGGAAUGUGA